UUCAUGUGAUAAAACUGAUUUACCUGCCCUGCCCAUCUGCCGCCCUUGCUAGCUCAGCUGCCGAACAGGUAAUACAGGUGAGACUAUGCUGCACAGAUUUGUUGCGCGUAGCCCCACACACCGUCACUGUUGUCAGAAAGCAGAACAACCGAAAACCCCUUCAGUGUUAGGAGGGUAAGGAGGCUACAAGUUCCCGCUCGUUGGAACAUCGCAAUUGAGCAGAACAGGAGAGCAGCGACAAGACGUGUUUGUGCCCUACGUGUCUCCUACUGUGAAUUUGAUGUCUGUCCCCCUCGGUCCAGACAUGCCUGUGCCAGUACCUAAACCACGGGCACGGUACAAGCGGGCUGGUGGGAGCUUACAGAGCCAGCUCUCUUCUGAGAGGGAUUUUCUAUGUGAUACAACUGACCCAGCGGCAAGUACAGGAAAUCCUAGCAAAGGUGUUCCACCCACAAAUGAUUUGCUGGUAGAAAGUGAAGACAACCAUGCCAUUAUCCUAAAUAAACCUCCGUUCAGCCCUGCUAUCCCCAGCCCGGCUAAUGAGAAUCAAAGCCAGCAUAACUUCCCUCUCUCCAGAUCUGAUUCUGGAGUGACUCUGUCUUGCCCAUUACUGGGCAGUAAGGAUCCAGAUGGACUCCACAACAGAUCUGCCUGGUCAUCCACCCCUCCAUACAGUUCUGCUGCAGAUUAUGACCCCGAUAUCACUGUAGUAGCUGACUGGGCAAAAGACCUUGGAUCGGAAUCUUCCAAUGACGAUGAUGCCGUUACUGGAGAAAUGAAGAACCCAUCUCAGAUGAACAAUGUGGUGUCAAGGCAGGUUGGUGUUGUCCCCAAUGGAGAAACCCCUCAGCCUCCUGUGGAACAGGCGUCUAUGCAGACCAGACCAAUCAAACAAAAGACCCCACGUGCUGCCACCAUCCGCGUCAGCAGGAGAAAGCAGGCAGCAGUGAGCGGUGGUGGUGCCCAGAUAGCAGAGUCCUCUCGUAGGGAGAGUGUUGUGUCCAGAUCCAGCUGGCUGGAUGUAUGGAAGGGACGCAGGCAUAAUGUUCUGUGGGCCACCCUGGAUGGACAGUUGGUAUCACUAUGGAAGAAACGCACAGACAAGUUCACAGACAUAGUGUUCCACGUGUCAAGCAUCACCGACGUCCGUAAGCAGGAGAAAGGACGCUUCUCCGUUUACUUCAGCAAGAAACACUUUGAGUUCAUGGCACACAACAAAGAGGUGCAGGAGGGCUGGGUGACUUCCAUUCUGGCUUCUCGUGGGCGAGAACCCCCAGUCCCUCCGGAGCAGCAUGGAGCCCUGACCAUGAAGGGCCCUCGCAACAACAGAGUGUACGCUGCCAUCUGUGGACACAACCUAUGGAUCUACAACAAUAAAGAGGACUUCCAGUUGGGGGUUGGGAUGACCUUUGUGUCCAUGAACGUGGCGUCAGUGAAGCAGACUGGCCGUCAUAGCUUCAGCCUCAUCACACCGUACAAAACCUUCAAUUUCUCCACAGACUCAUUGAGGGAGCUGGGCGUGUGGCUGGAGAGCCUGACCCAGGUGAUCCGCUGUGCCCUGUCAUGCAGCGAGGUGGCCGAGCGACUCUGGGCCAGCCCAUGGAACAAAGUGUGUGCCGACUGUGGCUGUGCCAACCCUGAGUGGGCCUCAGUCAACCUGCUGGUGGUCAUCUGUGAGGCUUGUGCAGGCCAGCAUCGGUCUUUGGGCAUGCAUGUGUCCAAAGUGAGAAGCCUGAAGUUGGACAUUAAAGUGUGGACUGAACCUCUGAUUCUGCUCUUUGUCCAUUAUGGGAACAAAGCAGCCAAUGAUGUGUGGGCUCACAACGUGCCGGGUGCAGAGCAGAUCCUGCCGGACUCCUCUGUGGAUCAGAGGGGGGAGUUCAUUAGGGCCAAGUACACCAAAGGUCGAUACAGACGGACCCAUCCGUUAGCCUCCAGCCAGAACCUGCUCAACAAGAGGCUGUGUGAGAUAGUGUGUGGCCCUAACGUCCCAGAGACCAUGUCCCUGCUGUGCUCGGGGGCGCGGGUCCUGUGCCACUCAGGGGACCCUCAUUGCUCAUCACCCAUCUCACUGGCAGAGCGGGCUGGACAGGCCAUGCAGACUGAGCUCCUCAGACACAACGAGUACACAGAGCCCCCUGCCUAUGCUCAUCAGAAGCCCAGCAGAGACCCUGCUACCUCUGUCCCCUUGUCUGCUGCAGCAGGAGAGGAGCUCCAUGGGAAGUUGGAGGAGGACCGCUUCCUGUUCUCCCAGGAGAACGACUCUGCUGCCUGUGAUGUUCUGGACCUGAGGGAGGUCAUCUCCAUCUUCGACUGCUCCAACGGACCAACUCAUGCAUUUGAGAUGGUGACUCUGACGGACCAGUUGCUGUGCAGUUCUGAUACAGAAGAUGGUUUACUCAUACACCUUCUCCAUAUUCUCAAGGUGGUGUUGCCCGGGCCCAUAGAGGAGGAGCUGGACAGGGGGUUUGCUAUGUCCCGGGUGUCUCUGAGGGAGGGAGGAGGCCUGCAGCACAACGAGGUCUGGGCAGUGCUCCGUGGAGGUCAGGUCCUCAUCUAUCCUACUGACCAGCAGCGCCACAGAGAAAUGCUAACACUCAACCUCGAGACGCAAUACAAGAUAGAUUCCUCUGAGAACACCAUAGAGCUGGUCACUGGAGAGAGAACCAUGUCCAUGCAGUUUGAACGAGACCACAGCUGUCAGUCCUGGCACAGCCUACUGAAACGGGCAGUGUCCACAGAGAGGAAGCUGUACCAGCUGCCCCCCAACGCCAUUGGCAAUGUGCCCCCUGCCAUCGAGAGGUGUAUCUCACACAUCACACAAUAUGGUUUAAAGGUGGAUGGGCUGUACCGGCGCUGUGGCUUGGCCACAAAGAUCAGUUGUCUGGUGGAGGCCCUCAGCAGUUCACCUACAACUACACCUCUGGAGACAGACGAAGAGGGUCUCCUGGACGCUGCGGGGGCCCUGAAGCAGUAUGUCCGCCAGCAGGUGGUGCUCAUCCCAGAAACACACAGGAAACUGUGGGUGGAGGCCGCAGCUCACACAGAAGAGACCUUUAGACUGACUACAUACCGCAGACUACUGAAGAAGCUGCCCCCUGACAACAGAAUCACACUCAACGCCCUCUGCGGACACUUCUACAUAGUUCAGCAGUAUAGUGCAGAGAACCGUAUGACAGCUCAGAACCUGGCGCUGGUGUUUGUCCCCACACUAUUCCAGGAGCUGGCCAUGAACACUGACAUGGUGCAGCUCACCAGAGAGCUCAUUAUCCACUACACACUCCUCUUCCUGGGUAAAGAAGAGGAGUCUGACAUGGAGAGUGAAGAACUAAUAACUAAGUUAUAGAAAAAAUAUACAGUACCAGUCAAAUGUUUGGACACACCUACUCAUUCCAGGGUUUUUCUUUUUUUUGGUACUACAUAUGGAAUCAUGUA
Molecule: messenger RNA, 3435 nt
Organism: Oncorhynchus tshawytscha (Chinook salmon)
Lineage: Eukaryota; Metazoa; Chordata; Actinopteri; Salmoniformes; Salmonidae
Product: arf-GAP with Rho-GAP domain, ANK repeat and PH domain-containing protein 1
Exons: 24
Coding region: 281-3346 (1021 amino acids)
Biological process (GO): signal transduction
Molecular function (GO): GTPase activator activity
Source: RefSeq, a predicted model, not a curated record